AUGGCGCGGGGAGGCAGCAUCCACCGCCGCCGAGCCUCCUCCUGGGGGGCACCCACAGAGGAGCUGGCACGGGCAGAGCCCAGCGAGGCGGGCGAGACCUCGCACCCUUCCCCCGCAGCGCCGAAGAAGGAGAAACCCCUGGAAGAUGAUGAGUCCCGAAAAGUCGUGACGAAGGGCCCCCGGAACGGCGCCGGGCGGGGGCCGGAUCCGGGCAACGCCAACGGGGAGGCGGGGAACGGGGUCUUCCGCCCCCUCCCCAGCGCCCAGAAGCCUCACCGAAAGCUGCAGUCGCACCACUCGAUCAACAGCCAGAGCAGCAAGAAGAGCAAGGGCAGCUCCAAGUCGGCCUCUUCCCACAUCCCUAUUGAGGCGCAAGAAGACUGCUGCGUCCACUGCAUCCUCUCCUGCCUCUUCUGCGAGUUCCUGACCCUCUGCAACAUCGUGCUGGACUGUGCCACCUGCGGCUCCUGCACCUCCGAGGACUCCUGCAUCUGCUGCUGCUGCUGCAAUUCGGGCGAGUGCGCGGACUGCGACCUGCCCUGCGACAUGGACUGCGGCAUCAUCGACGCCUGCUGCGAGUCGGCCCACUGCCUGGAGAUCUGCAUGGAGUGCUGCGGGCUCUGCUUCUCCUCCUGA
Aptenodytes forsteri (emperor penguin) is the source of this 636-nucleotide messenger RNA. RefSeq names its product MyoD family inhibitor (gene MDFI). The transcript is spliced from 5 exons. Lineage: Eukaryota; Metazoa; Chordata; Aves; Sphenisciformes; Spheniscidae. The record is from RefSeq and is a predicted model, not a curated record. The coding region runs from base 1 to 636 and encodes 211 amino acids.